CGUACACACCGCACCGGGGUUAGAGGUAUCUCGCGUUCACGCUGCCCUCAGGCGCACACCGUCCGUCGAGCGAGCGAACGUCGUUUACUAUUAUGUAAGGGGCAUGUCGUCGGGCAGCAGCGUCGACGUGGACACGCAGCCGGACCGCUGAACGGGUUCCCCAGCCGAACUGGAACGGCGACAUGCCAACAGACGCGUCGCGUCGGCCGCGUUACGACCACACACAGCCGUCGCACCACGUACCGAAGGACACCACGCACACACUCUAAGGAACGCGUGUACACGCCGCGACAGGAUCAUCGAUGGAACUGAAAAUCCUGCUGCUCGUUCACGUCCUGGGAAUUUGCUCCGGCCUGCGAGAGGUGCGCAUCCAGAUACCGACGGCCGUGAAGAAAGGUGACUCGGCGAUACUGAACUGCUGGUACGACACCGAAGGGGAUCCUUUAUACGCCGUCAAGUGGUACAAAGUGGGUCGAGAGUUUUAUCGCUAUGCCCCGAACGAGACCCCGGUCGUCAAGACUUUCCCCAUCGGGAACUUGACGGUGAAGAAAGCCGAGAGCAACGCGACCCAGGUGAAGCUGAUGAACCUGGAGCUGGACGCAGCUGGAUUGUACAGCUGCGAGGUGUCCGCGGAUGCGCCUUCCUUCCACACGGCCAUUGUUGACGCCACUAUGUAUGUUGUCGAAUUACCCUCUCAAGGGCCGUCGAUACACGGGUUAAGGAGGAAAUACCGGAUCGACGAUAUGCUACGUCUGAACUGCACAUCGGGACGGAGCAAACCGGCGGCCAAUCUCACCUGGUACAUCAACGACCAACAACCGAUGAAGUCGUACGUCCGCACGUACAGCCAUCUCGACACGAACGAAUCGGAGUGGCAGAUCUCCCAGAUCGGCCUUCAGUUUCUCAUUACGCACGACAACUUCACCAACGGCAAAAUGAAGAUACGGUGCAGCGCCUCCAUAUAUGACAUUUACUGGAAGAGCACAGAGAUCAGCGUCGAGGAGGACAGGCCCAGUGUGAUUCAUUACGAGCCGGCUGCGACCAUAGUCGGCAUCAAGUAUCUUCAACCACCCCCGAACUUUCAGACGGGACAGAAGAAACCUGAUGGUCAUAUUGGUGUCAAAGUUCUCGGUUCGUCCAGGACGGAGGGUCGACCGCCACCAUCGAGGUUAUUGUUCGGCCUGUUCGCGUUUCACCUGAUCGCCAUUCGUUAACCGUAAAGCAUUGAAAUACGCGCGCGCUUUGGAGCUGUUUUAUAUAAAUCGACGUGCUUGUAAGAAAGUCCGGGCCGCUUUGUGUGAUGUGAUCAUCCUCCGGCGACAGACGACGCACGUAUCGCGCCUCAUUUUGGACCACGGUGCGGGGAUGAACGAUGACGAAGAAAAAUGAAUAAACAAAUGAACAAAAAAAAAAGACAGGAAACUGCGAUGAAUUCCGUCGAGGAUCAGGGUGGUUGCAGCGAAGAAGAGAAAUGAUGUCAUGAGAAAAUGUUUCGUGUUUCUUUACGAUCAACACCUGAAAGGUAUUCGUGGUCCGCCAAUGUAGGAACGAAGAAACCACGGGAGAAACAGGAGAGGAAUGUUUCGGGGUAUAUUUUAUUAUUAGAACUGUGUAUAUGUCGCUUCCUUUCGACGAGAUUCAUGUGUUUGCAAUGUGUAGAUAGAACCGUAUAGUACCUACGUUUUACGACGCAUCGUUUCGAAUAAAGAGUGAUACUAUUCUUUUCGUUUUCGUACUUUUAUAAACUCGAAAUGACUGACCUAGUGGAUAUAUCGUACGGGCGGUCUCAAAAAUGGUGUACGAGAAAUUACUGUGCAAAAUGUUUUUGAGGAGAUUGCUUCGUUUUUGAGGUAUGAACUUCUUUUACAAGGGGUGAAAUUUUGAAAUUUGGUGG
Messenger RNA from Megachile rotundata (alfalfa leafcutting bee), 1894 nucleotides. RefSeq lists its product as uncharacterized. The record is from RefSeq and is a predicted model, not a curated record. NCBI's taxonomy places the organism in Eukaryota, Metazoa, Arthropoda, Insecta, Hymenoptera, Megachilidae.